Molecule: messenger RNA, 2460 nt
Organism: Alosa alosa (allis shad)
Lineage: Eukaryota; Metazoa; Chordata; Actinopteri; Clupeiformes; Clupeidae
Gene: fbxo43
Product: F-box protein 43
Exons: 5
Coding region: 178-2181 (667 amino acids)
Biological process (GO): negative regulation of meiotic nuclear division; regulation of mitotic nuclear division
Cellular component (GO): nucleus
Source: RefSeq, a predicted model, not a curated record
GAUGUUGCCAUAACCAGAUGAUGGUGUACAAUUAAAGACAACCUUACCUUGCUGUCGGCUAACCACAAUACGACUGAAAUUGACAAUUGUUCAUCUUUCUACAGCUUCUCGCUGUUGAAAUUUACUUCUGUUGGGUCUCUUUGAUCAUAAUAUUUACCAUACAGCUAAGUAAAACACAUGGAGAUGGAAUACAGUCAGGGUUGUACUUAUUCCAAGGGCACAAACGUUGGAUGUAGAGGUUCUCAGGCCGCUGGCAACAUGAAUGCACCGCAUACGCCAGUGAGGAAGAUUGCUGGAGCCAUAUAUAACGUUCUGGGACAUUAUGCAGUGCAAUGCGAGCUAGAGACACCAAAGGAAAACCUCGACCACAGUUGCUUGUCUGUCUCUUUAAACACACCAAAAAUCAGGUCAAAGGUGCUUCCGAGAUGUCCUGCAAGAAGUCCUUCAAAAGAGCCUGCUUUUAAAGCUACCUGGUGUGAGACUCCCAAGGUCUCCAAGAAAGAUGCAUCACUACGAAGGCGCCUUCUGGAGUCCAAAUCUGCCACGGAUAGUAAAAUGGGCAGCUCAAGUGCCUCAGAAAACCAUGGCCUGGCUCUGUCGCUCCGAUUCAAGAAUGACGGGCCACUUCAGGACAGUUUGGACUUUGACUCUCCGGAUUCAAGUAUCGUGGAGCCUUUUGCAACAAGCACUUUGAAAGCUGAGAACACUACUUUGUGUGGUAGAAGCUGGCGUUCCAUGUUCUUGCAUGUGAGAACAUCCACUCUAGAAGAAGGAGAGUUAGGGAUGGUAAACUCCCCCUUUCAGAGUAAGCCCCCUGGCUGCGUUUCUGAUGCUGACCUUGACGAAAGCAUAAUUUCCGGUCUCUUCGAGACAUGCAUACCCCAGACACCCCAGACACCUCAGUGUGGUAAAUUUAUGCCAGCAGCCAAAGAUGAUCUCAAAACUCCCAUCAACCACUUGGCUGCAAAUCUCUCUGAGAAUCUGAGCAUCCUGAGUACCCCGUCACUCAGCCCCUUCUGCCAGCUCGACGGCUCUGUGUGUGCCGACAGUGGCUUCAGCUCCCUGGGCCUGGACAAGUCUCAGAACUCGUCUGUGGACUACGACGGCUCCUUCCAGGAGCUGGUUUCGGCCGCCACCCCCAGGGGCAAAGAGGCCCCGCGACAGGCCGAAGUGAAGCGGCGCUCGCGGCUCGAACGCCAGCGCCGCCUCUCCACGCUCAAGGAAGGUGGCUCUCAGUCCGAGGACGACGCCAAAGCGACCAGCUGCCCGCCCAGAACAGAACUACCCCUGCCGAAUGAACCCAGUCACCACUUCCUGUCCAGUUGCGAUGGCGGUGUCUUCUUGGACAGGACGCCACUUAGCGCCUCCCAGUUGAGGCUGGAGGACCUCUCCCUGACGCCGGCGCUGCAGGUGGUGCACGCCAUGAGCAAGCGCAGCGCUCGCAUGCUGCCUGAGCUGACCAGCCUGGAAGAGCUGCUGCGCUCUGCCGAGAAGGACCCUCAACACGUGCCCAAAAUGCCUCUGGCAGGUCUCAUUGGCCGGAAGAUGGGCCUGGGCAAGAUGGACAUCAUGGCCGAACUCAAACACCGAAACCUCAGGCACGUCCUGGCAAUGAUCCUGAGUCAGUUGCCAUCUGAGGAUGUUUACAAUUUUGGCCAGGUUUCUGAUGUCUGGGAUGAGAUCAUUACGCAAAAUAAGAAGGCCUCCCACAGGAGAAAAUCUCAUGUGAAAGAACUGAAAAAGGCCCAUGAGAUGGGCAGUGCCUUACAUGUCCCAGAUGCAGAGACGCGAUUGAACCUGGUGUGCAGAUCAGCGCUGAAGUCUGUCCAGGCCCAGUCCAAGACUCCAUGCACCACUCCGUCAGGGAGGGCCUUCGCAACUCCCGUCCAGCAAAACCCCAAGCACUUUAGUAAACGGGAGGAGUUUCUUCAGGUGGCGAAGACUCUGUUCCGUGAUGAGUGGCUGAAACCCUGUCCACAGUGCCAGCACCCUGCGAAGUGCCACUCUGUGAAGCGAGAGGGUGUUUGUUGCCGGGUAGACUGUGGCUUCAUCUUUUGCACAGCCUGCCUCUGUGCCUACCACGGCUCCAGAGAGUGUGCCCACCUCUCUGCCAAGCGCCGCAGCAAGAGAGACGUGCUGCCGGGUAGCGCUCAGAGCAAACGCAACAUCAAACGACUGUGAAAUGUGUCAAAUUGAUGCACAUUGCUUUUUGCAUUUUAUCUGUUUUAUUUUUUUUACAUUAUGGACAUUGAAGACCUAUUUGCCAGUAGUUUUUCUGGUCAUACCAAAUGAACUUGGCAGCUAUUUUGCGCUUUCUUGCACAAUUAAAUGUAGGCGGUACCACAGAGUUUUUAUAUUUGUAUGUGUGUAUAUGUGUGUACAUAUUGACUUCAUGCCUUUGCUGCAUAUACUGCGGUUUUCAUAGAUUCUUUUAAUAAAGUUCCCUUUUCAAUGUAUGUC